UUAGUGGGCGGUUAACCCCUUAGAUGCUUAAUGCAUGGUUUACAGCAUUUUGGAAAAUUGUUUAUAAUCCGUGGAAGCGACCAGCCACAAGAGACCAGCUGACCACUUUACUUACCUAUGCCAGGUAAAGUCUAGGAAUGAUUGUGUAAUUUCUUGUGGUUGAAUCAUUUAGGCCGAAUUUUAUAAAGUUAGAGACAUUAAUUAGGGAAAAGACAGUUGUCAUGAUAGAAAGGAAGGAUGAGAUAAGUUCACCAUCAAACAGUAGUGCAGAUCUGACAAAUCCUGCAGCUACCUUGGCCCACUGUCAUCAGCUGCUGCAGCUAACAACAUGCCAAGCCCAAGCAAAGCUUCGUGGAUCAUUUGCUAGGCUGACUGAAGCAUUGCAGUCUCGAGAAAAGCAGCUGUUACGGCAAGUUGAUGUUCUCCACAGUCAACAGAUAGCUCUUCUGCAGUCACAACACUCUGUCCCUACCAACUGCAUCAUUGGAGAUGCUGUUAAAUCAAUACCUCAAGUCAGUUUGAAUCUGGACCAAGAGAAUUAUUUAUGUGAGAGCAUUCUAACCUUUGGGAAAGUCAAUGUGGAAGGAGGAAAUCUUGUUGCAAUUGAGGGAAAUGUGGCACCAUUUUCUGUUCCUUACAGAGUUGAAGACUACCAAGAUGCAAAUGAAGACCAUGUGUGCCUAUAUAAACCUCUUUCAAAUCAUUCAACACCUCAGCAAGAUGUUGUUCAGUUUAGCCUUGCCCCACGUCUCAAGGGAUUUAGCGAAGGACAGCAGGAGGGUACAUUGGCCACUCCAGAAUGUACACUUGUGAAUAGUCAAGUGUCAUCUGAACCAGUGACAACAGCAAAAGACAGCUUUGUCGGUGACUGUCGACGCCCAUCUCAAGUUCAGCAGUGGUUGCAGCAAAUAAUGGCAGAAACAGAAACAGAGCCAUCUAUAGGGGAACAGGAGAACUUCUCAUCCCUAAGUCAAUCAGAGCACCUUUUUGACUGAUUGUUGUAUAACCCCUUUUGAGUUAAGAGGCACUAAUCCACAGAUGAUUAGGAUACUUGGGAUUGUAGGCUGCUUUACUAAAUUAUACUUCACAAACAUGGAUUAUUCAGCUGUAUUAAUAUUUUAUAAUGGGUAACACAGCAGUUGAUUUUAAGAGCAUAAUUUUAUAUUUUUAGUUAGGGGUAAUUUAUUUAUAAUAUUUAUUGCAUUUCUGCAUGACUAUUUUCUGACUUAUAUGUGAAAGGCUGAAUAAAUGUAAGGUACCUAACUUUGUUUACAGUUCUUCACUUCAUCCCAUAGUCAAAAGCUUCUUUAAUAGAAAUGAUGAAUAGUCAGUAGUUAAAUUACGGGUGCGAGAACAAUAAAACAGUAUUUGGAACUAAGAAAUGAAAAGUAACAGGAGAAUACAGAAUAUUACUAGGCUGAUUAAAUCAAAGGUGGUUGAGAUGGGCAGAGCAUUAGUAUACAUGGGGAAAAUUAAAAAUUCAUACAAAAGUUUUGUCAGAAAAUCACAAGAUCAGAGACAAAAAACCCACCCCUCCAGGCUUCAAAGUGUUGACUUCUAGGUCGAUAGGGGAUCUCAGAUUGGUAUCAAUUCCUUUCCCAUUUUAUUAUGUGAGCCACAUGCAAGUUAUUCAUUACACUGUACUGUAUAUAUGUAAUACACUGGAAUGUAUUGCAAUGUACUAUAUAUUUUCUUCUUGUUUUAUUUAAUUUUUAUGUGCUACAUUAUAUUAUAUGCAGUAUAUUGUACAACACUAUAUAAAAUGUACUGUAUCAUCUGUAUUUGGUAUACUGCUGUGUACUCGGCUAUUCUUAGAAACCUUCAAUUCUGCUAAAACAGCAUACUGUGUGUUGUGAACAAAUACAUGCUACAUACAUGUAGCUCCUAAUCACUGCUAUGCAAGACAGCAAGCAUUCUGUUGAAUGUCAGCUGGUGGCAACAGUGGUGAUACAGAAUGUUUCCAAAGUCACUUUAUAUCUGUAGGAACAAAUGUUGGAAUUGUGGAGUGAUUAAAAAAAUCUUUGUGCUCACACACUGCCCUAUGUGGUAUGCAGGAAGUUUUGAAUCACAUUGUAUAUCAUUAUAUAUAUGUACCAAAGUUCUAUAUAUUGGGGUUCUGUGUCAUCAUACUGAUGUGCUGAGUGGUUGCCAUAGCUGCGAACAAGUGUGUUAUUUGUCCAUAUACUCUACAUUUAAAAGCAUAUUUUGUGAACACAAUAUUAAUGCUUUGGACUAUCUUGAAACUUUAAAGACCAGAUUGAAGAAAAUGUGAUAAUAUAUUUACUUUCCUGAGAAAAUGUGCUUCUAUUACUCAUCCAGAAAUUGAUCAUGUACUUUUUCAACAAAAUGUAUGGAUUUAAUUCUUGAAGAGAGAUGUACUUACAAAUAAAGGCAAACCGUCUUUUGACAUUAA
Zootermopsis nevadensis is the source of this 2413-nucleotide messenger RNA. RefSeq lists its product as uncharacterized. The record is from RefSeq and is a predicted model, not a curated record. NCBI's taxonomy places the organism in Eukaryota, Metazoa, Arthropoda, Insecta, Blattodea, Termopsidae.